AGGAACAGCGCACGUUAAAAAAAACGUCGCGUACGUGUGUCGUGUUUGGGCGAUGUGUACGUGUGUUUUCAUGUAAUAUACAAUAAUACUCGUGUGAGUUUUCCUCGGUUCCCGCGGCGUCAGCUAUACGGAAAGGAUAUAGUCGAACGAAAAAGAAACAACAAAAACGAUAAUUAAUUUAAAAAAAGUCAGUGUUAGGUCGUUGUCCGGUGAAUCUCGUGUACGAGUACGUUUUUAUUGCGAUUGAAAGAACGUGGUAAAACCGCGAUAUAUACCCCUUGAAACUCGCCCCCCGGACGACUCUUUGAGUUCGAUGGAAACACGAAAUUUUUCACACUUGAAAGCUUUUCCAGUCUUGGAAGAGAGUGAGCGCAAGUGAACGUCGCUGGUGGUUGUUUUCAUCCGUGCAACGCGUAUAUAUGCUCGAUUGAAUUUCGACGUUUUUAUUCCUUUAUUCUUUUUUUUUUUUUUUUUCAACUCUACAAUGGUGUAAAGUUUCGUGCGCAUCGCUUUGAUACAGUUUUUUCUCCUAUAUGUGACUGUGUUGGUGCGCAUAUGUACACGCGUGUGUGCUCUUGCCUAUGGAGUAUAAAAAAAAUUAAACACGAUCAAACCCGAUUGUUCCGUUCGCGAGUGGGAACUCCCGCGCUCCAGGAGUUCGUGGUCUCACUUGGGCGGAAUAAAAAACAUUGAAAGCUCGCUUCUUUUUCAUUUCACUGUUUUGUGUCCGUGCGUUCUUAACACGAAACCGCCUACAUUCGGUGUUUUUCUCCAUUUAGACAAAUAAUUCAAGUCUCUUCGACCGCUUGAUUAUACCGAAACGACCCGUCUCUCUGCGUGUAUGUGGCUCCUGCCUUUUUUUGUUGUUCCUUUUUUCCUGCCUCUUUCGUCCCGCCCCGGCCGACUUCCUAUUCGAUAAUCACCGAGGAUUCGGAAAUGAUACGAAAGUGCAACGAUCGUCGCCGGGUCUCGGGAGUUCACCGACUCCGGAUCCCCGAGCCCUAAAUUUACACCUAAUGAAAUUUAUCCACAAUUAAAAAGAAGUCGCGCAUUUGUUAUUGUUUUUUUUCUUUUUUUUUGCGUUGUUUCGCAAUCUUCCACCAGUGUUUUCGAUUAUUUCUUUUACUUCAUUUUUGAAUCGUUCCGAUCUCAAAGAUUGUUUUGUUCCAAUACGUGUUUUUUUUUUCGAACCGGGUUCUUCACGAUCUGACGACGAGAACGAUCGAUCACGCGUUUGCCCGCCUCCACAGGACGGGUUAUGUUUCCCACUUUCAUCGGUAUUCUAGACAUUCAAUCGUGGUGGGAGGUGCCGAGUAUAGCGCACUUCUGCUCCUUAUUUAGGGCAGCCUUCAAUCUUCUGGACUUUGAUAUCGAGGAUCUGGAAGAAGCUCUGCUCACCGAUGGUGGUACCGAGGGACGAUUGCUCCAGGAAUUGAUAGUUAGACUUUUGGAGGGCUGCUUGCCCAACGACACACGCAAUGAUAUCUCUACUUUCAAUUAUCAGAUGUUUCUGCGUCGCCUGUUUCGCAAAAAGUGCCAGGAAUACAAGUGCGACAAUCCAUUCAACACUGAUGUAGACUUCGAGUGUUUGCCACUCAGACAAAAAGUAGAAAUAUUACGCGCUCUCUGCGACUUUAGGCUCGACGCCGAGGACGUGGAGUGCGCGCUGAGCAACUUGGACUCGGAAAGUCUGAGAGUCGAACCAUUGGGUCAUGAUCGUAAGAAUUCUGCCUACUGGUACUUCUACGGGACACGUUUAUACAGGGAGGAUUACGUCGAUAACGGUGACGAUAUUGACGAGCGACCGAAGAUCAGAGCAAAGGAUCGUAGACGGAAGAGAAGACGAGGAGGACGUGCGUGCAAGACCGUGGAAGAAGAGGAGGAGGAGGAGAAAGAGGAAGAUAGUUUAGUGAACGUUUACGGUGAUACUAAAGAGCGUGAAACAGUUUGGCAAGUUGUCUGUUUUACGCAACAGGAUUGGUGUCGUCUCGUUGACAAAUUUAGGGACUCGGAAUUCGCGACUGAACGAAAACUCUAUCACACACUGGCAGAGGAUUUUUUGCCAGAGAUUCCGAAGCUCUUCGAUCUUAAAGAGAAGCAGCAGCGACGUCGUUUAUUGCAAAGAAACGGUUCGCGAGUUUUGAGAAGCUCCGAAGCCGUAGAACCGACGAGCGAGGCAACAAUGGUCCGUGCAAAAAUGAAGACGAAGUCGGGAAAAGGCGGAGGAACGAAAAAAAGCAGUGGCCAAAGUUCCAAAGGAGCUGACAGCGACGACGACACUCCACCGCUCUUGGUCGCUCCACCCGUCCAGAAAAAAGGACGACAAACCAACAAUUCACUCGCUUCUGCGGUCGGUCAAAUCGUUAUUCAUACCAACGACGAAAUCACCGCCGUUAAUGAGAAAAAAGGCCUCGGACGGGCGAGCACAUACGUUUCCUCCGGUUCUGGUUACGGAUACGGUUAUAAUUUUGGAAUUGAAGAAGAAGAGAGACGAGUUGGUAUGCAUAAAGUUCUUGAAAGUCUCAAGGAUCACGUAGAUGCUUGGCCCUUCGUUGAUCCUGUGGAUGAAGAAUAUGCACCGAGGUAUUACAGCGUCGUGAGAAAGCCGAUGGACCUGACAACAAUGGAGGAGAAAUUGGAUGGUGGAUCGUACAAGAACUUGAGUCAGUUUAAGCGAGAUUUUAGUUUGAUAGUAGAGAAUUGUCGUCAGUAUAACGGCUCGGACAACGAGUAUACGGAAAUGGCGAUAAAUUUGAAAGAAGCGUUCGAUCGUGCGGUAGAUCGUUAUUUGGAUUCGGAGCCAUCGAGCGACGAGGGUUCGUCGUUACCAGCGCAGUCGUCAAUUCGCGAGGCGUCGCCACGAGUUUUGCGAGCAACGUCGCCAUCGACGAAUUCACGAAAGCGUUACAAAAAAUCAAAUAAAAAAUCUAAAUCAAACAAGACAGAGAAAAAGGGGAAAAGAACGGCGAGGGGGGAAGAGAACGAAGAGGAUGGAGAAGAGGACGAGGAUGAGGAGGAUCGCGAGAUCGAUUCGAAGAGCGCAAGGGACAAAAGAGGCAAAAAGCGUUUGAAGAGAUCGAGGGAAAUUGCUUUGGCAGAGCGAGGGGACGAGAAGGAGGAGAAUGAGAAUUAUGGGAACGAGGAAGACGAGGAGGAAGGUGAGGAUGGCGAGCGCGAAGGUGCAAUAUCGGAAACAACUGUGAUAAAAUCAAAACGAAAAAAAUACAGUGAUAACGGACGUUCGUUACCGAGAAGUAAGAAAGUAUCGGCCAAAGAGGAGAAGAUCGUUGGGGAAGAGACGAGUAAAAAGGGGGUAAAGAAGAGUGAAAAAGAUCGUAGUAGUGCAACGACGCUUUUACGAGGCUCCAAAGAAGCGAAAGAGAACAAAAGAAAGAAGGACGAUUUCGAGGAGGAUUUCGAGACGUUACCGCGAAAAGUAAAGAGCAAGAGAAUCGAAAAAAAGACGGAGGAUCAAGAGAAUUUGAUGCUUUUCGAGAGAGCGAAAAAGAGCGUUAAGGCGAAGAAGAACGAGACUCGUAGCGUGGAAGUCGACGACGUUGAAGAGAGGAGCCCGAAAAAAAUGUCACCGGUGAAGACGAAAAAGAAUCGACGCGACAAAACGGAGACGGAAACGGCGAUGACGACGACGACGACGACAACAACGGGGACCAACCUUAAGUCUGAUGUUAAAAGUCCGACGAAGGACAAGAAAUCGAAGAGCAAGAAAGCGGAAGAACGUCCAAAAAAUGGUGAAACGAAGAAGCAGAGCUCCGCGAACGAGGUAAGCAACGAAACGAAGAAAAAUUCAGCAGAAGUCGAUUCUGCCUCGAGGAAAUUUGCCGCUCUCGUUAGCAACGAAGAUCUCGAAUCUCUAGACAGCCUUAAAGAUCGUAUUAGCGAGAGAAGACGCGAAGAAAAGCUUAAAAACGAACGCGAAAAACAAAAGAAAGCUGUCAAAAGCGAUAACUCUCAUGGUUUACACAAGAAAAAAGUGCCUUCUAACGGUAGUACCUUUCACGAGGUCGCCAAAGGGAAUCUGAAACGAUCAAAGCUUAAGAAAUCGGUAAAAGAUGAAAAAAACAACGUCAAUAGCAACUCGAACAAUUCAAACAAAAAUCUCGGACAGGAUAACGAAACGCCCGAUAUUCCGAGUAAAAAAAUCAAAACUACGCAUGGCAAACAUACCAAAGGAUCAACGAGAGAAGAAAGUCCAGCAAUACAAGCUCUCAAUCAAGCCACCGAACAGACUUUGAACGACAUGAACAAGUGGCUGGACGACGCUCCGCGUCUGGCGGAGUUUUCGUCUGGCAGUAAUUCGCCGGUUUUUCACGCGUCGACGAGCGAGCAGCAGCAGCAGCAGCAACAACAACAACAACAGGGUCGUAGCGGUACAACGAAGCAACAGCAGCAACAGCCGGAGGCAUGGAAGCGACCGAGUACGAUGAAGAUUUUCGGAGCUCACGGGCCAAACAGACCAAAAAAAGUCCAAAGAACGAUCGACAGAUUGCAACCUGGUAAAAGCAAGGGUAAUUUGUUAUUGAAAAAACCAUUGAAUUUGGGGAGCGGUGUCGGAGCAAGCGGAGAGGGAUCGGGAGAGCAAUCGAGUUUGGAGAACGAGAAAUCGAAUAGAGAUUUGGACGAUGAGCCGAAGUUGAGUCUGGGAACGGUGUUGCGAAACGCGGAGUCGAUUCAACUGAUUUGCAAGAGUCUGGUUUCAUCGCCAAAUCCGAAUCAGCCGAGCGACGACGAAGACGAGGAUCGUUCGAGCGCCCCGGCAACGCCGGCGUUGAAAGAGGACAAGGCGAAUAGCAACGGUGGCGGGAACAAAGAAGCAGCGACGCCGACGGACGAGAGCGAAGAACCAAAGGAAAAUAACGUAACGGAAGAAUCUACGAAGCCAAAAUCGGCGACACCAAAUUUGAGCGCAUGGUUCAAAGCGUUCGGAGCUCCGAAGUCUAAGAAGAAAGAGGACGAAGUCGAGGAAACUGUCGCGACGAAUAAAAAGGAAAGCGUCGAACCCCAAGAGAUGAUCGCUUCGCGACAGAGACGAAUGAGCGCCGGCGGUAGCAGCGUCAGCGAAUCGGUUUCAAGUUUUUCGCAAGAAUCACCGCCCGGCGUGCCUGGACGCUCGCCCCAAAAUAUACAACCGGUUUUGACUCCAACCAGCGCCGAACCGCCGAUAAGAGGCGCCGGCUUUUAUCAGGACGCACUUUCCACCGGGAGCAGCCCUUACAACAGUCCUUAUUACGCAACGCCGCCGCGAUACAGCGCCCAAUUGCCACCGACUCCGUCCCCGCAGAACCAUCCUCUGUCGCCGGCGUAUCCGUCGUCGGCUGCUUACGACCAAACGCCUCUUUAUCCUCAACCAGGAUCUCAUCAAAGUUAUCAAAAACCUGCGACUCCGGAAAACACCGGGGACGCAGGUUAUCGCCAAUUAUCGCCGAGUUUCCCUCAGCCAUCGCCGCAAAGUAAUUACCCGCAAAAUUCACCACAGAACAACAACGCUUUCUCGCAAAAUUCACCGCAGAAUAAUUUCCCUCAGCCGAAUUCACCGAGGGACAAUUUUUCACAGAACUCACCCCAGGGCGAGGGUUAUCCGCAGCAAGCCUCGAGCCAACCGAAAGUUUCGCCCGUUUAUCCACAGUCCUCGCCACAAACGGUCCCGAACAUCGUUUAUCCGCAAUCAUCUCCCCAGGCUCCGCCUUCGAAUUAUUCUCAACCGUCGCCCCAACCACCGGCCGCAAACUACUCGGAGCGUUCGCCGCAACAGCCGCCGACACCGAACUACUCUCAACCUUCUCCGCAGCAAACGAUCGCCGUCAAUUAUUCACAGCCGUCCCCGCAGCAGGUUCCACCUCCGAGUUAUUCUCAACCGUCGCCUCAAGCUUACUCGGCCAAUUCUCCGCAGCCGUUGUCCUCCAACUAUUCUCAAGCGUCGCCGCAGCCUCAACCCUCGCCGCAUUCUCCGUACUCUCAACCCUCGCCGAAACCUCCACCGCCGAGUUACUCUCAGUUGUCUCCGCAAACACCGGCCAACUACUCGCAACCGUCGCCUCAAGCGAUCGCCACCUUUCCGCAGCCUUCGCCACAGUCUUCGACGAAUUACUCGCAGCCGUCGCCGCAGCAAUCGUCAGCAGGAGCCGCGGGCUACUCCCAACCGUCGCCGCAGCCUCCGGCGUCUUAUUCUCAGCCUUCCCCGCAGUCGAGAACAUUUUCUCAACCUUCGCCCCAACAGACGAGUCAAAAUUUCCCGCAACGCUCGCCGCAACCACCGCCGAGCUACUCGCAACCGUCGCCCCAGAGCAUCAACUAUUCUCAGCCGUCGCCCCAGCAAGCUCCACCAAAAUAUUCGCAACCGUCGCCCCAGCCGCCGGCGAAUUUCUCACAGCUCUCGCCACAGGCCGCGGCGAAUUAUUCCCAACUCUCGCCUCAGCAGAGUCAGCAACAGCAACAACAAACGAACGCGAAUUACUCGCAACCUUCGCCCCAGCAAGUUCGCGCUUACGCUCAACCGUCCCCGCAAUCCGCGAGCUGCUUACCACCGCCUCCGGUCUCCAGACAAUCAACGAGCUACUCACAACCCUCGCCCCGAGCGAAUUACGUACAAAACGCAGGGAAAACGUCCGAGGAAUAUUCCCAGCCGACGACGACCACCGCCGCCGCCGCCGCCGCCGCCGCCGCCUCGUAUCAACAGAGUUUCAAGCAGAAUCACGCGAGUUAUUUGCAACAAGCGACGACUAACGCGGCUCUGAGCGAAGCCGAACGUCGGGAGUAUCUCAAAGGUGCGGAGGAAAAGCUCCAGGAACAGCAGAGAACGUUCGUAUCCCAAGCGGAAGGGAGUUUGGGCCUGAGCAACAAUCACCAGGUAUUUCAAGCGCCGAAUCAUUAUCCACCGAGCUACGUUAACAAUUUCAGUCCGAAUGAGAGAGUCUCGACGAACCAAGCGAGCAACGAUUCCACGCGAGCGGCGGCGUCUCGACUCGUGGCCCAAGAUUCUCAGCAGCAUCAAGCAACGGGUGCUCAGGACAGGCCGCACUUCGGCGAUCCGAACAACACUCUGAACGCGCAGAAAUACGCGCAGGCGCGUUCGCAGGAGCAGCAAUCGCAGCUUCUGACUUUCCAGCAGAAUUUAGCCGGACACGAGAGUAUUUAUCAGCAAGCCGGUGGUUUUCAGGCCCCGCCGUAUCCGAUGCCGAAUCCUAGUCUGCGUCCGGUCUAUGCGAGUCCGCAUUACUUCGACGCGAGCAGCAAAAGCUCCGGAAGUUCGUCGAGCAAUUCUUCGACGCUCGCGCCGGUGAAAAAGCGGAUGUACAACGAGCCGACGAGCGAGAGUGCGCGGGCGAUCGCGCAGGAGAAUUCCCGGGUGUCUCAGGAGCAGCAGAGUUUCGCGUUCGAUUCGAUGAUGGGACUGGGCCAAGCGGAAGCGGUUCCCGGUGGCCAGUUUGAUCCGAGUUUCGGUAGUUUGGCGGACACGGCGAAUCCAGCGUACGCUCGUCUCAGUCUGGGCUUGGUCGGUCGAACGGCGAAGGAGCAGCAACAGCAGCUUUUGGCGAUUCCGAGACCGCCAGGGAAGUCGGAAGGUUUGGUUUACGCCCGAGGAGGGAGCGGCCCGACCUCGGACCUCGAUUUAAAUCUUUUACAAAGUUUGCAGAGCGCCGCAGCGGCGAAAAACAUUCAAAGCAUGCAGACGAUCGGCAGGAGGGGCGUGGAAUCGAGUCAAACGACGGCUCCACCCGCGGCCAAACCGAAAAAGACGAGAAAGACGAAGGCUCAGCAGCAGCAGCAGCAGCAACAGCAGCAGCAGCAACAGCAACAGCAACAGCAACAACAGCAGCAACAACAACAGCAGCAGCAGCAACAGCAACAAAACGCGGCUGCAGCCGCAGCGGCCUCGUUGGAGCAGCAAGCCGCUCCCGGAAUGCCCGGCUUCCCUCAAUAUCCCGGUGGCGCCAACGAUCCGAUCGGCUUGAAAAACCCCACGGUCGUAACCCCCGGCGGCAGCGCGUUCAACUUCGCAACUCCAGCCGGGACCGCGAAUAAUUCGCCGUUUUACGACAAAGACGCCUCCGCGGCCGCCGCUGCUUUCGCUUUCCUCGACGAAUUCCGCAAUCCCAACAGUUACUACAGCAUGGCUCUCCGACAACAGCAGCAACAGCAACAACAGCAGCAGCAACAGCAGCAACAACAGCAGCAACAACAACAACCGCAAACAUCCACACCGGUCAGCGAAGCUGCUCAACAAGCUUGCAACAAAUUGACCAAUCAGCAAGCACGAAAUUAUCCCCAUCCCUUUUUACACUCGGCCCAAAGACCCGCUCCUUACGGACCACCCGUUUCCGCUUACGUCACACCGCACGGACCAAAUCUCAGCAUGGAUCCCGCCGCUUAUCAACAGUAUCUUCACUCUUUUUAUGCUUUACCACCACCCUCGCAUCAUCAUCGACCCUCGUGGCUCUAGCCUUUGAGAUCUUAGAGACUGAAAUCUCCCGAGGACAACACCCUCCAAUCGAAUUAGCUAAUAUUUUGAGGAGAAAAAUUAACGUGCUCUCGUGACUUUCCUCUCGUCGAGCUUCUUCGGUCCGAUCUUAACUUUUUUGUUUGUUUUAUUUUUCCUCUUUUUUUUUUUCUUACCCAUUCAAAGAUUUUGCGACGAACAACUUGGGAACGUUGGAAUUCGACCAAUUUAUAUUUUGUUUUCGUUUUUUUUUUUUUUACUCAACGUUCUAGAAAUUUGUUCUGAACCUUUGUCAAAGACUCGACACGAUGAAACGAUUGAAAUGAAAGUAUCGAGGAUCAUGAAUGAAGAAAAUUCAAUGAAGUAAUUGAUUUUGCGUUCCAAAAAUACACUUUUGUUUUCGGUAAUAUUUGUUUCUUCCGGUCGAAAAUUGCCAUUGAGGCAAUUUUGACAAAUGAAACGAACUUGCGAUUCAUCGAACUCGAUUCGCGAGAGGGCAUUGCCGAGAGCACAUUUUUCAAACCGGUGACAGUAUUUCAUAAAUUCCACUCGUCGAUCGUACUCUCGUCAAAGUUUCUCCUCGAAGCAGAGCGACGGCGUUGAAGCUCGAAUCGUACAAGGCGAAAAUGUUUUUCUUUACUGCUCGACAACCUCGACGAAAAGUGUCCAGUUUUGUUAAUUUAUUUGAAUAUUCGCAUCGGGGAUGAAACGCUUGGAAUUAUCGGUGCCUCCAACGACCGAAGCUUCAGCUCCCUCGCUCCGGACAAGUGCAAAGCUCUCUUUGUUGUUUUUUCUUUUCACACGAAGACUCGUGCGUUUCCUUGACCCACAGAAAUAUCUUCUGUUCCCCACGAGCAUUCGCUCAUUCGCAUCUCGAAUAACCAAUGUUUUAAAAAACUCCACAAUUCCAUCAAAUUUUCUACACGUUCGUAAGAACUAUUAACUUAAAUAUUGCCCGUAUAAUGUGUAGCUAUAUGUAUAUAAUAAAAAAGCAUACGGGGAUUUAAAAUCGUAGGGAAUAUCGGUGGCUCGCGAAUCGCCGAGUAUUUCCUCUCUUUCCUCGCUGCACUUUAUUCUUCGCGAAAUCGAUGAAUUUCGUUAAUCGUUGAGAGUCUACCAAAAAGCAAAGUGCGGGAGGAGAGCGCGCGAGCGCCCCUACGUUUCCGUUCAGUUUCGUUGAGUUUUCCCAUUCAAUCGGCGCCUAGCGAGCGACGAGAAUCGUUUUUACGGUUUUCCGUGUUGUACGAGAUCGUGAGAGCGAUUCGAAGCGAGGCUCUCGCUCGGUCAUAGAUCAUUGCUAUUUGUAGAGUUAAAGAUUCAAAGUUAAAGCGUAAGGUAGAGAUUGUUUCUUUGUAAAUAAGACACAUAUCCCCCGUGACUCCCUCCGCCCUAAAUUAAUCUCACGAUAUUUCUGUCCCCCAAAGGAACAAACGAAACUGCUGUAAUACGUGUAUAGACGCCCUUUGUUUUCUCGGGUACGAUAUUCCCGAUCAUUUCUGCCUCGAGACUCGACCAUAAAAACGUACUUGUGAGCGCGUGUGUGCUGCUGCGUGUGCGUGUGCGUGAGAUUCGUAAAUCGUUGUGAAAGAGAGUUUGUCGUAUGUUAUUUUGCGAUCGAAAGAAUGUUCGUUCGUUGAGGACCCGAAGAAUUUGAUAUAAAUAUCUAAAUAUUAUCCAAAAUAAUAGAGUAUCGAUCAAGAUAUGUUGAAUGAAUACGUCAUUGAAAACAAAUAACUAAACAAAGCUAUAUACUAAGAACUAUAAAUAUAUACAUAUAUAAAUAUAUAUAUUGUAAAUGUGUAUCGAUGAAAGAAAUUAAAACACGAUUUGUUACAACAUA
Molecule: messenger RNA, 10295 nt
Organism: Venturia canescens
Lineage: Eukaryota; Metazoa; Arthropoda; Insecta; Hymenoptera; Ichneumonidae
Gene: dikar
Product: dikar
Exons: 8
Coding region: 1259-8458 (2399 amino acids)
Biological process (GO): chromatin remodeling
Cellular component (GO): CERF complex
Molecular function (GO): protein binding
Source: RefSeq, a predicted model, not a curated record